AUGACCUGCGACUGCGACCUUCGUUUCUGCACGCGCAGUGAAGCAAAGCAGCAUCAAGACAACACCCAUCACCAACACUAUUCGUGGUCGUGCGCCUUUCUCCGAGAAUGGCAGGGGGCAUUUCAACCUCCAAAAUCACUAUCGCAUCAGAUUCCGGACGAAAUAUCCAGCGACAUAUGUGGCUACUGCGGCGAAGCGUUUCCCAACAACCACGAGCCGGACUGGGAAUCUCGGCGUGUCUACCAUUUAAUCACAGUGCACAAGUGCGGCGAGUGCAAUGAAGCCCAGGAAUUCCGCCGUGGCGACCAUUUCCAGAAGCAUCUAAUCGACAGCCAUUCUGGGAGCAAGGGCCCGUGGAUGACAUAUCUAGAAAAAGCUUGUAGGAAAGAGGGGCAGAUCCCGGACUCGGUCGCAACUAUAAAACCGCCAGUGCUCGAUGAGUAUGCAUCACACGAGGCGUAUCGGGUUUCGUCGAACGAGACACAUCAACACAUGGACGAUGCCAGUCAGGAAUCAGAGCACUCGAUCAAUUCACGGACCUCACAACAGUCAACGCCCUCGGCCGGGUCGCAGGUAUCCGAUGGGUCGAUAGAGGCAGGCCACUCCGUCUUCCAUGGAAUGGAUGAUUUGAUUGAGGAGCAUUUCAAAGAGGCCUUCCCCAAGCCGCGCUUGAUAACUCGCAAGAGAACAACGCCUGCCAAGGAGUCUUACAAAACUGGAGUUAGAAACCUGCUCUACAAGAUCCACAAGCGUUAUGCUUUGUUGUAUAGUGCUAUUGACGUAGACACAUGUGAACGUGACGAGAGCCUCGUGGUGCUGUACGACGACAUGAAGCUGGCUUUCAAUGGCCUCAUGUCUCAGAUCCUAGUAGCACAGGCAUCAGAGGAGGUUUAUACCGAGCUAACCCUGCAGGUAUCAGAAUUUGGGUGUCAGUUGGAUCAGUAUAUGGGUCUGGAACGCGAGGACGCGGAUUCUAAAUAUGUUGCCUCGCAGGAGAAAGACAGGACAUGGCCACCACAGCUGGCUCACGACAAAAGCAAGCAUAUGGGUACCAAGAAGGAUAUCAAGAAGCUGCUAUCCAGAAAUAAAUCUAGCAAGUCCCGCGGGGCUGCUUCUUUGGUUUCAAAGGGGACCGGGUGGUUGAAGUCACGGACUGUUGGCGGGAAAGCUGCCGUACCAGAGAGCGGCAGUCUUUGUAUUUGCGAUUGCUCUCCUAAAGGCCCCAAGAAGUUUGACAAUCCCGAUGACUUGCGGUAG
Molecule: messenger RNA, 1257 nt
Organism: Penicillium vulpinum
Lineage: Eukaryota; Fungi; Ascomycota; Eurotiomycetes; Eurotiales; Aspergillaceae
Exons: 3
Coding region: 1-1257 (418 amino acids)
Source: RefSeq, a predicted model, not a curated record